AGAAGAAGAACAUGGACGUUUGAACAGAAUGGCGGGGACGGCGCAGAGAAAUGUGUUGUUUUAGUGCGCAUUAGCAGCCUGAACUGCCGCAGUUUUUUUUUUUAAAACUAGGUUAAAUGCCACGAAUUAGACGGACGUGACUAGGAAUGUUUCUGUCUUUGUUUGGACGAUCCUUGUGAUAUUAAGAUGCCUAUCCGAGCAUAUUGUACAAUUUGCUCUGACUUCUUCGAUCACUCCAAAGAUGUCGCUGCCAUACACUGCGGACACACGUUCCACUAUCAAUGCCUGCUCCAGUGGUUUCAGACAGCUCCCAGUAAAACCUGUCCACAGUGCAGGAAACAGGUCAGCACCAGACACAUUAUCACCAAGCUGUACUUUGACAUUGGUGUAGAGGAGGAGGGUACGGUGGACCCGGAAAGUUUGCAGAAUGAGCUUGAUCAAAUGAAGGCUCGGCUAAGCUCUAAAGAGCAGGAAUGGUGGGACAAACAGAAAGUGAUGGACAGUUUGAAGGAGAUGGUGGAUAAGCAGAGGAGAGAUCUGGAUAAUGGAAGAAAGGAGAUGAUGGAAAAGGAGAUGUUGUGCUCUGCUCUCAGAAAGCAGAUGAUGUAUCUAGAGACACAAAAGAAUGACAGUCAGGCUGCCAAGGAGGAGAUCCAGAGACUCAGAACUAAAAUGAAGACUUUUGAAAGCAUGGAUACCUUGUUACAGGGUCACAGGGCAGAAGUGGAGUCCAUGAUCAGAGAUAUGGGUGUCGGCCAUGCGGCAGUGGAACAGCUCUCCAUCUACUGCGUCUCACUCAAAAAAGAGUACGAUAACCUGAAAGGAGGCCUGAAGUCUUCACAUGACAUGUGUGAGAAGCUGAAGAAAGAAUUGCUCUCCUCCACCAACAAGUUACAAAAAGCUUCAGUGGAGGUGAAUCAGACCAAGGAGGAGAUGAAGUCGCUGCAGAAUGAUCAGGCAAAUGCUUACAAAGAGAUCUCAAGUCUGAAGAAGAAAGUAGAGUUCCUUCAGAAGACGCUGAGAACGCCGACACGGACAAAUGAAACCAUUAAUCGGCUCAUCUUUGAAAGCCCCGCCCCUCUGGAACUGAAGCAGCCGCGCUUCCACCAAGUCAGCGAUAGUGAGGACGUCGACCUCAACAUGACUUACGACGUCACUACACCAGAUGACACUGCCAAGAAGUCAACGAAGGUCCCAUCUAAGAAGAUGCGUCUUGACCCUCAGAUGUCCAUGUCAAAACACAAUGAGAAAAGUUCAUCUUUGACUAAGGUUCAACAAGAGGACGCAUCUAUGGAUCCGUUUUUCAGGAACUCCCUCCUUUUCCGCAAAAAGUCCUUUGGCAGUAUGUUGGAGCCGCAGAGGAAGCCCGGAGUUGUGAGAACUGGCUAUGAUGGGCUAGGAGGCAGAACCAAAUUCAUUCAACCUUCUCCUUUAGCACAGAUCCGCCCGCUGAUAAAAGUGAAGAGGAAAAAGGUGACCAGGCCUCCACCCAAGAUUGAAACUUGCCUGACUCUGGACAGCUUCCUCGAGUGAACUUGGAAGCGGAUGCUGCAGUAAAGCACUGACCUGCCCUGGAAGUGGUUUUACUUCCUGAUGGAAUAUUAUUUAAAUGAAAUAAAUGACCGUUUAGCAAUACAAGCAUAUAUAUUUUUUUGCAUGUAGAUAAAUAUGCAUUUUAUUUGAAUGCUGUGAUUUGCCCGGACUUUUUUGUUGUCCUUUCUAGUAAUUAAAUGUGUGCGUUAGUGUUUCCUCAAACAGACGAGUCAAUUUAUUUGACUGAUCAUAAAAGUAACUGCCUUCAGUCAGAAAUGAUCUUUUCUUUUUCUCUGCACUCUGUCUGCCAUUAUGUGGAAGUAAGGUAGCUGUUUUAAAACCUUUCGUUUUGUCAAAUGUCAUAACAAUGCAUGUAAUAAACAUUUUAUUUUUUAUGAA
Messenger RNA from Solea solea (common sole), 1932 nucleotides. It is a transcript of the gene traip, whose product is annotated as TRAF-interacting protein. The transcript has 16 exons. NCBI's taxonomy places the organism in Eukaryota, Metazoa, Chordata, Actinopteri, Pleuronectiformes, Soleidae. The record is from RefSeq and is a predicted model, not a curated record. The coding region runs from base 187 to 1533 and encodes 448 amino acids.